Messenger RNA from Racocetra fulgida, 135 nucleotides. NCBI's taxonomy places the organism in Eukaryota, Fungi, Glomeromycota, Glomeromycetes, Diversisporales, Gigasporaceae. The record is from the annotation of a GenBank genome assembly.
AUGUUUCAAGGGGAUGCCCCAAUCAUAGCAACAAUGGAUGCUGCAGCCACAGCCUCCACAAAUGUUGCAACCUUCCAUAUUAGCACAACUAUUGUUGCUGUUUCAAUUACUAGUGAGUUGACUAUUGGAGAAUAA